GGGCGGCUGCAAUAUGGCGGAGGCGGAAGGGGAGAGUCUGGAGUCCUGGCUGAAUAAAGCCACCAAUCCUUCUAACCGCCAGGAGGACUGGGAAUACAUAAUUGGCUUUUGUGAUCAGAUCAACAAGGAGCUUGAAGGGCCGCAGAUCGCUGUCCGACUGCUGGCCCAUAAGAUCCAGUCUCCGCAGGAAUGGGAGGCGGUCCAGGCCCUGACGGGCCGCCUCUUCUGGUUAGGUCCUUCCUUGGGCAAGGAUUUAUGCAGCGCCACCAGCAUGUGAGGUCUGGUCGAGCGCCAGGUCCUGGCCUGAGCGCCGGCCUCUGUGCCCCAGGUGCUGGAAGCCUGCAUGAAGAACUGCGGCAGGAGGCUCCAUAACGAAGUGGGCAAGUUCCGGUUUCUGAAUGAGUUGAUCAAAGUCGUCUCUCCGAAGUACCUGGGGGACAGGGUGUCUGAGAAAGUGAAGACCAAGGUUAUUGAGCUGCUUUAUAGCUGGACGUUGGCCCUGCCGGAAGAAUCAAAGAUCAAGGAUGCCUACCACAUGUUGAAGAGACAGGGCAUCGUGCAUUCCGACCCGCUGAUCUCUGUGGACAGGACGCUGAUCCCGUCUCCACCACCUCGUCCCAAAAACCCCGUUUUUGAUGACGAGGAGAAAUCCAAGCUUUUAGCUAAGCUGUUGAAAAGCAAAAACCCAGACGACCUGCAGGAGGCCAACAAGCUCAUCAAGUCCAUGGUGAAGGAGGAUGAGGCGCGGGUGCAGAAGGUGACCGAGCGUCUGCACACCUUAGAGGAGGUGGAUACCAGCGUGAAGCUGCUUGGUGAGAUGCUGCGUCACUACAGCAGAGAAGGCUCUGCGGAGGCAGACAAGGAGCUCAUGAAGGAGCUGUUUGAUCGGUGUGAGAACAAGAGGCGGACGUUAUUCAAACUCGCCAGCGAGACAGAGGACAAUGACAAUAGUUUAGGGGACAUUUUACAGGCCAGUGACAACCUCUCCCGGGUCAUCAACUCUUAUAAGACAGUCGUUGAAGGGCAGGUUGUCAAUGGUGAGGUGGUGACCUCAGCCAUUCCCGACUCAGAAGGAAACGGCCGCUCCAGCCACCAAGGCACUCUCAUUGACCUUGCUGAGGUGGAUGCGCCAAGCAGCCCGCCCCCAGCGCUGGCCCCCGCCUCCUCCAGCUCAAGCAUCCCUGUCCUCCCUCCGCCCCCCCAGGCCUCGGGCCCUGGGCGCAGCCACUCGGCUGGCCAGCCGGAGGCGCCCCCAGGGCCCAGCAGCACGAGCAACGCCCUCAGCCUGCUGGACGAGGAGCUACUCUGCUUGGGCCUCGCCGACCCGGUGCCCAGCGCUCCUCCCGCCGAGGCAGCUGGGAACAGCCAGUGGCCCCUGCUCCAGAGCGAGCAGUCGGACCUGGACUUCUUCAGCUCCAAGCCCGGGCCGGGAGCCUGCAGCCCUGCAGAUGGGCCUCUCCUGCAGCCCUCGGGGGCCCCCGCAGGCAGGCCCCAGGCCCCAGUGGUCCCGGCUGGAGUUCCUGCCCACGGAGCCGGCCCCUUCUUGUUCUCCACCGGCCUGGCCCCAGCUCCGGCCCCAAAGGCUAAGCCCAUCACCCCCGGGUACCACGGUUCUGCUUUGGGCAAUAGUACCCUGCACCAGCUGGAUGUCCUCGACCAGCUUCUACAAGAGGCCAAAGUGACGUCAGGCCUGGUGAAACCCGCCGCCUCCAGCUUCUUCCCAGGCGCUGCCGCCCCUCCUCUGCUCCCCACCGGCACCUCCGCUCGGCCUCUCCUCCCCCUCUCCACGGGGCCCGGCAGCCCUCUCUUCCAGGCCCAGGGCAGCCCUGUGAAGGGGCCCGAGCUCUCCCUGGCCAGUGUCCACGUGCCCCUGGAGUCUAUCAAACCGAGCAGUGCCCUUCCUGUGACGGCCUAUGAUAAAAACGGCUUCCGCAUCCUCUUCCAUUUUGCCAAGGAGUGCCCUCCAGGACGGCCCGAUGUGCUGGUGGUGGUGGUGUCCAUGCUGAACACAGCUCCCUUGCCCAUCAAGAGCAUCGUGCUGCAGGCCGCAGUGCCCAAGUCAAUGAAAGUGAAGUUGCAGCCACCCUCUGGGACAGAACUCUCUCCUUUCAGCCCCAUCCAGCCACCUGCAGCCAUCACACAGGUCAUGCUGCUGGCCAACCCGCUGAAGGAGAAGGCGAGGCUUCGGUACAGGCUGACCUUUGCCUUGGGGGAGCAGCUGAGCACCGAGGUGGGUGAGGUGGACCAGUUCCCCCCUGUGGAGCAGUGGGGGAACCUAUGACCCCAGAGGACACGUGUUGGCUGCACUUUGGAGCCCAGGCAGGCUGCCCCAAUACGGGAGGCUCUCCAGGCCUGGUCCUCCUUCACAUCCUAACCGCUGUGCUUGAGAGCUUUGAUGUGGAACAGGGGCCCUGGCCGCUGCUGCUGGGAGCCGAGCCGCUGCUGUGAUCUCUCUUCCUUCAGCCCCUAAGAGGACCUGUUUUUAUCUACCUGUGUGACUUGAAGUGGCCACGUGCAUCAGGAGCGGGGAGUGGCCCCAGGUGCUGCGCCGCCCCCUGGGGACAUGGCCCCAGGGCUGGAGUGGGUUUUCCCCUUGCGCUGGCAUCCUCUGAUGCAGAGACUCAGGACCCUCCAGGACCACAUCCUCACAUCCCCAGUUCUCAGCCCCACUGCUACCCAGGCUUCCCCUCGGCAUGCUCCAGGGAGGAGGGCACAGCCUAGGCUCCCCACUGGCCCUGGGCCCAGAGCAGGGCGCUGGCGUGCUGCCGGACCGCCACCCUUGCCCUCUGUAGGCAGCGUGAGCCUGGAACGGCUGGCCUCCAGGGAGCUGUGCUGGGCCCUGGCGGCGGCAGGCUGUGUCCUAUGGACAUCACAGUAAGAUAAGGGACUCAAGCUGCUAGAAGUAGAACUUGGCCUUGUGGCAGCCUGAACCACAACUAGGAAAGGAAAUGGAAAAGAGCAGUGCUGCGCCUUCUCCGGAAGCAGGUGCCCAGCACUUUCUGGGAAAGGGUGCCUCCUGCCGUGGGAGCAGGCCAUCUCACUCACUCACUACCUCUUGCUCAGCGUUGGAACAAACCGCUGUGCUGCCCUUCACGCCUCUGAAGGGGAAGACAGCACCCUGUGUCCUGCUUUGGCCCCCCUCCUCCCACCAGAUGGCCUGCGGGGUGGCUCGCGGUUGGGAACAGGAGGCCUCAGGAUCAGGCGCGUUGCACUAAACUUACGUCCUUACCUGCUGCCCAGAGACCCCGAGUGUCCCCAGCUGCUGAGGGGCACUGUCGGCGACAUGUUGGGUCUGGAGGUGGUGAGAUUAGGGGCCUUGCUUGAAUCGAGUCACCAGACCCUAUUGCUUCAACAGUGCUCUGUCCACUGGCUACAGAUAGGCCUCACGGGGCAACAGGCAGGUGAGACCCCGCCGCUGGGGAACGAGCAGGUGGCUCACCCACGCUCAGCUGGAUGAGCCAGAGCCAGCUCCAGGGAGAGGCAGCCCUGGAGCAGCCCUCCCUGCUCUCGCCAGGCUUCCUUAAUCAAGAGGCCAUCACCCCCUCCGCUCCCCUCAUCAGCGAGCAGGUUUCACUGCUUCAUUAGGACAGACGAAAGUGAAUCCAUUUCACUCCUUAAGGAGUAAAUCCAAGAGCUCUCCAGAGAUGGGCUGCUGCAGCCCUGGGAAGCUCUGUGGGACUACUAUGCGGAAUGUACCUUUACGAUAAGCUUUAGACUUAGAGUUAUUUAUGAGUGUUACUCAUUACUAUUGAGGUCACUUUGUGACAAAAAACUACUGGAUAUAUCAACUGCUGCCCUUGUUUUGCUGCAUGUUAAAUAAAACCAUUUUUGCCCUA
This is a messenger RNA of Odocoileus virginianus texanus, 3836 nucleotides long. RefSeq names its product golgi associated, gamma adaptin ear containing, ARF binding protein 3 (gene GGA3). Gene Ontology annotation, molecular function: small GTPase binding; ubiquitin binding; phosphatidylinositol binding. Gene Ontology annotation, biological process: intracellular protein transport; protein localization to cell surface; Golgi to plasma membrane transport. Gene Ontology annotation, cellular component: trans-Golgi network. Lineage: Eukaryota; Metazoa; Chordata; Mammalia; Artiodactyla; Cervidae. The record is from RefSeq and is a predicted model, not a curated record.